UUCUUCAAUCAAAGAAAAAUAUUAUUCAUGGUUGGAUAAUAAGGGGGGGAGGGGAGAGAGAUCCUAGCCUCCAAAUGAUAUGUAGAGUGAAAUAGAAAAAGGGAUAAGAAAUGGAGAGAAAGAGGAGAGGAAGCUAACUUUGUGACACCCUGAAAAUGAGUAGAAUAUUUAUUUUGAAAUCUUUCAAUCAUGCCCUUCCCUUCCUCUUGCAAGUUGGUUAUGGGAUAAUCUUUUGAUGGCCUAGCUCAGAUGCACUGAAGGCACCACCAAAAUCCAGAUAGCUUCCUUUGUAGGUUAACAAAUUCAUUAAGGACGGAAAUAAAUAAGGAGAUGCCUUUUCAUUAUAGAAGCUUUUUCAAGACCUACAUCUGGUUGUUGCCUUUUGGUAAGGUUUAUAGUCCUGCUGUUAUCUGCUUCACCAUUUACUGGUUAUAUCACUAGAAUUGUCCUCCCAAGAAGAUGUCUUUUUUCAAUUUGUCAUGUGUUCCUAUCUUGAUAUCUUUGCAAUUACAGCAUGAGAUGGCAGUAGAGAGUGCAUGGAUUUUUGAUAUGGAUUGUUAUUAUCAAACUCUGAUUCUUGCUAGAAGGAUUUUUGUGAUUGGUGGGACACAUAUGCUCAAGAAGAUUAACUUGACUAAUCCAAAUCAAAAUGAAGACAUAAAACUUCCUUCAAAUACAAAAGCUGUUAAAGAUCUGUAUGUCUCCCCUUGUGGGAAACUUGUACUUUUAGCUUCGAUGGGUAAAAAAUUAUCAAUUACUAGCAUGGGCUGCAACAAAGUUGUCAUCAGUUAUAAUUUACCGAUUCGAGAUUUGAUAUGGACUUGUUUGGUAAUUUGGAGGGCCGAUGGUAGCUCAUUUUCUAUGUGGGCAAGUGAUGUGUACAAAAUACCUUUAAGAAAGAAAAGAAUUGGUCCAGGCAUUGCACAUAAGGAUAUAAAACUCUCUGAUCUUCCCAAGAUAACUCAGGCAUCUGGAGGCUCUUCAACUAUUAGCAGCAUAGCAUCUCAACACAGCCAUACCAGCUUCUUCUGA
Camellia sinensis is the source of this 1032-nucleotide messenger RNA. Lineage: Eukaryota; Viridiplantae; Streptophyta; Magnoliopsida; Ericales; Theaceae. The record is from RefSeq and is a predicted model, not a curated record.